Tachysurus vachellii is the source of this 1125-nucleotide messenger RNA. RefSeq names its product osteoclastogenesis associated transmembrane protein 1 (gene ostm1). Lineage: Eukaryota; Metazoa; Chordata; Actinopteri; Siluriformes; Bagridae. The record is from RefSeq and is a predicted model, not a curated record. The coding region runs from base 97 to 990 and encodes 297 amino acids. The transcript is spliced from 6 exons. Gene Ontology annotation, cellular component: cytosol.
AUCACGUGUUUCGUGAGAAAACGAAAACAAGGAAGUAACGCGCACCAGAAAGACAGAGUAGAUUUAGGGACUUAAUAAACCAGCUACAGGGGGGAAAUGGGGAUGUUUACAGGUUACAACUGUGUGCUGUUUUUGUUGCUUUGGAGAAAUUUGAUGUUUGGUGAAAUCUUCGUUUAUGGCGCAGUGGAAACGAGUCACAAUGCAGAAUUAAAACCGCCUGCUUUUAAUGAAAACAGCUUCUUUUCUUCUCUCAGUUUCAGUCUGUCGGAUUCCUUCCCAGGGGAGCUGGAAACGACUAAAUAUUGCCUGGAGUUGCUGCAUGAAUUCGGUCAGACAUACGGAAGUUUAGCUAACUGUCUAGUGUCCAACGUACGGCCUGUUAAAGUGUGUCAGAACUGUUAUAACAGUUAUAACAGCUUUCAGGACGUCUUUAAAAACAUAUCAACUGGGGGGCCCGGGAACAAGAGCUGUCAUGAUUCCCUGCUGCGCUCUGAUAGGCUGAUGCUUCUAUACAACCUUUACAUCAGUUUCGAAAACAUCUGGAUCGUGUCCGAAUGUACCGAUUGUCUGUCUGAAGAUAACAGUGUGUCGAAUACCACACUUUACUUCAUAGAUCGACUCAAUCAGUCGCUGACCUGCUUUGAGAAAUACCAGGAGGGAAACCUCACGGAGUUGUGUGUGGAGUGCAGGACUUCGUAUAAAAUACUCAAUGAUCUGUAUAGUAACAUGUCAGGCAACAAGACUGUCUGUAUCGAUGUGGAGGAUGCGAUGAACGUGACACGACACUUGUGGAGCAAGAAAUUUAAGUGUUCAUUAAAUCGUGAGGAGAACGUUCCAGUCAUCGCCUUGUGCAGCUUUAUGCUCUUCCUUCCAAUUAUCUUCUACUUGAGCAGUUAUCUGCACUCGGAACAAAAGAAACGCAAGCUCAUACAUCCCAAAAGAGCCAAGUCCAAUCACAGUCUGAUGAAUAUCCAAGACAAGUACAACUGAGGAGGAAGAGGAGGAAAAAGAGGAAGCUGUCGGACCAUAACCAAACGGAGCGUUCCUGCAGCGCUGGAUGUGGGAAGGAUUUUAAAUUAUUGACAGACUUUAUGAUCGUUAUUAAAGUAUUCAUCAUUUAUAUUA